AUCUCCCCUCCCAGAGAUCAUCGUUGGGUCCCUGGAUGAUUGAUUGUUGGACACAAUGUAACCAUAAUCUUGAUAAAGUGCUACAUGUUUUUCACGGCUUGGAUGCUCAGUCGGAGUGCCUCACAGCUACGAUGAGGGUGGUCUUUCGAUCGUCCGUGGAGUAUAAGGAUACCUCCACCGCUGGAAGGGACUGCACGCCGGGGUCUCUCGCAGGUCGACGAGUAGGAAGAAUGCAGGCGUCUGGAGGCUAGGAGCGAAUCCAGCCCACUGGCCACGACACUCGUAUCGCGGGCUUCAAUGGCGCGUUCGCAUGCAUCGACCUGGCUAGAUGCUGGCCGUCUUCACUCGCUCCCUGUCACAUUGUUACACCUGCUUCACAGCGUUGUGGGAUAUCCACGAGUCUAUCCACCCCCCUUUAGAUGGCGAAGGAACAGUGCCAUGCUUCUGUUCCCAGGAACAUGGACGGGUGAGAGAUGUCGGUUCACGUGGUGGUUGAAACCAGACCGUCGUGGUCUUUGACACCGACCGCUUGCUCGCGUG
Aspergillus brunneoviolaceus CBS 621.78 is the source of this 540-nucleotide messenger RNA. RefSeq lists its product as uncharacterized. Lineage: Eukaryota; Fungi; Ascomycota; Eurotiomycetes; Eurotiales; Aspergillaceae. The transcript has a single exon. The record is from RefSeq and is a predicted model, not a curated record. Bases 298 to 519 code for a protein of 73 amino acids.